UAAUACGGUGCUCCUUCUCGUAUGGUGAGAAGGAGGUGGGGUUCAGCUUUAACUCGUACAGUCGUACUAACGUUUUGGAAAGAAAAGGCGAAAGCCCCGCCUUUCCAUUGCCAUUCAAAAAGUCAUUUCUCACUCUCUCUCUCCCAAGUUCAAAACCCAAAGCCCCCAGUUCCAAUGGAAGAAUCGGCGGACCCUAUUCCUCUUUUUUUGUCUUUAGAUGAAUGGCCAGAGGAUCAAGAAUCCUCUUCCCAGCCUUCCUCCGACUCUUUCUUGCUUGGCUUUGUCUUCGCCAACAUAGUAGGCCUUCAGUAUUACAGAGGCAAAAUCAGCGGUCGAGAAAUGGUGGGUCUUGUGCGAGAACCUCUCAACCCUUACGACCAGAACGCGAUCAAAGUUCUCAACACUAGAACCCUUCAAGUCGGUCAUAUCGAGCGCUCCGUUGCCGCCGUUCUUUCGCCUUUGAUAGACUCUCACUUGAUUUCCGUCGAAGGGAUUGUGCCUAAUUCUCGUAGUGGUAGUAAUAAGUUUAAAAUCCCAUGCCAAGUUCACAUUUUUGCAACAUUAGAAGCCUUUAGUACUGUUAAAUCCGCCAUUUCUCGAGGUGGGUUGGAGUUAAUUUCCCAAUCUGACGUAUCUUUCACGUUGUCUGAGGCUGCUGUCGUGAAGGGAAGCAAGGGUGGAGGAGAGUUCAAGAGUGUGGAUAAGGUUUUCAAGUUGGUAGAUGAGAAUGUUAGAAAGAAGGCGACAAUGGAAACUGUGGAGCCUUCGCAUGAGGUUAUUAAAUCCCAGCUUUUGUUGCACCAGAAGGAGGGUCUAGGAUGGUUACUUCAUAGGGAGAAUUCGGGUGAAUUGCCUCCCUUUUGGGAGGAGAAAAGUGGGGAAUUUGUAAAUGUGCUGACGAAUUAUCAGACUGAUAAACGUCCUGAGCCAUUGCGCGGAGGGAUCUUUGCUGAUGAUAUGGGGUUAGGUAAGACACUAACUUUGCUUUCUUUGAUUGCAUUCGAUAAAUUUGGUGGUUUUGUUUCAUGUUCUGGUGAUGCUGGUAUAGAAGAGAUUGUUGAGGAGGAUGUUAAAAAGGGAAAGAGGGGUAGAGUUAGUAGGAAGGGUACUGGAACACAAAAAGGGCGUAAGACUGAGGAUACCAAACUUGCCAGAAAUCCAAAGGGGAAAUCUGUGAACACAAUUGAUGAGUGUGUUAGUGUUUUAGGCCAAAGAACAACUUUAGUUGUUUGUCCUCCCUCUGUGUUUUCAUCAUGGAUAACACAGCUAGAAGAGCACACUAAUCCGGGAAAAUUGAAGGUGUAUAUGUAUUAUGGAGAGAGAACUAAACAGGUUGAGGAGCUUAAGAAGUACGAUAUUGUGUUGACAACUUAUAGUACUUUGGCAACUGAAGAAUCUUGGUUAGACUCCCCUAUGAAAAGGAUGGAGUGGUGGCGAGUCAUCUUAGAUGAGGCACAUGUGAUUAAGAAUGCAAAUGCUCAACAGAGUAAAGCUGUCACUAGUUUGAAGGCCACAUGUAGAUGGGUUGUUACAGGAACACCCAUCCAGAAUGGUUCACUUGACUUGUUCUCUUUGAUGGCAUUUUUGCGGUUUGAACCAUUUUCUAUCAAGAGCUAUUGGAGAAGUUUGGUUCAACGACCCCUUGCUCAGGGUAAUAAGAACGGGCUCUCUCGUCUUCAGAUUCUGAUGGCAAGCAUUUCUUUGCGGAGAACAAAGGGCAAUGCCUUGAUUGGAUUGCCACCUAAAACAUUACAAACAUGUUAUGUUGAGCUUUCUGUAGAAGAACGUGAAGUCUACGAUCAGAUUGAAGGAAAGGCCAAAAGUGUUAUCCAGGAGUUCAUUAAUGAUGGUACUCUAGUGCGUAACUAUUCAACUGUGCUUGGCAUACUUUUACGACUUCGGCAGAUUUGUACUAAUCUGGCCCUUUUACCUCCGGAUCUCAGAGCCGUGUUCCCAUCUAGCUAUAUUGAAGAUGUAUCCAAUAACCCAGAGUUGCUGAAAAAGAUGGUUGCUAUGCUACAAGACGGUGAAGAUUUGGACUGUCCUGUUUGCAUCUCUCCUCCAAACGAUGUAGUAAUUACAUGUUGUGCUCACAUCUUUUGCCGACCCUGCAUCAUUAAAACCCUACAGCGGAUGAAACCCUGCUGCCCUCUGUGUCGUCAUCCCUUAUCUCAGUCGGAUCUCUUUUCAGCCCCUCCAGAAUCUUCUGAUGCUGACCACACUAAAAUAUCAUCAAGGAAUAUCACAUCUUCUAAAUUGUCUGCUUUAUUAACCCUCCUUCAGGAGUCACGAGAUCAAAACCCAACUAAGAAGUCAGUUGUUUUCUCUCAGUUCCGAACUCUGUUGUUGCUACUUGAAAAGCCACUGAAAGCUGCUGGUUUCAAGAUCUUGCGGUUGGAUGGAUCAAUGAAUGCAAAAAGGAGAGCUCAAGUAAUUGAAAACUUUCAAGUUCCAGGAGCAGACGGGCCGACAGUUUUGCUUGCAAGUCUCAAGGCUUCAGGUGCAGGUAUCAACCUUACAGCUGCUUCUAGAGUUUACUUGUUGGAGCCAUGGUGGAAUCCAGCUGUCGAGGAACAGGCUAUGGAUAGAGUUCACCGGAUUGGGCAGAAGGAGGAUGUGACGAUUGUGAGGCUGAUUGCUCGAAACAGCAUUGAAGAGAGGGUAUUGGAGUUGCAGGAGAGGAAGAAGAAACUAGCAACAGAAGCUUUUAGAAGGAAGGGCCCAAAGUAUCAGGAAGAAGUUACAGUAGACGAUCUCCGUACCCUCAUGUCCCUGUGAGUUUUCAGCAUUAUGUUAAUGUUCCAGACAUGGAUAGUUAAAUCCAUAUAUUUGUGCCCUAUGCCCUUCCCCUUGGAGCUCUUUUGUGUAUAUAGGUUUUUCAGGACUUCCUGGCAAGGUAUCUAUUUAGUAUAUGCUUUUGAAGGCUUAUUAAGUUUCUGGAAUGUUUUGGUGUAAAGAUCAACUAGGGUAUCUGCCACCUAGACCUUUCAAAGAAGGAAAAUGAGUUGGAAUCUC
Molecule: messenger RNA, 3015 nt
Organism: Theobroma umbraticum
Lineage: Eukaryota; Viridiplantae; Streptophyta; Magnoliopsida; Malvales; Malvaceae
Product: DNA/RNA helicase protein
Biological process (GO): DNA repair
Cellular component (GO): nucleus
Molecular function (GO): hydrolase activity, acting on acid anhydrides, in phosphorus-containing anhydrides; zinc ion binding; ATP-dependent activity, acting on DNA
Source: RefSeq, a predicted model, not a curated record